CAGCCUGGCGUGGGGGUCGGGCCAGGUUCCGGGAGUGUGGGGGGCGCACAGGCCGGGAGCCAGGCCUCCUCUGCGGCUGUCCGCUGCUGAGACUGGCGCGGCAGCCAAGGGGUCGUUGCGGGCCUCCCCUCUUGCUCAGCGCUGCCCCUUUGUCUAGGGUCAGGUCUCCAACUCCUCACAGCUGCUCUCUCCGACCAGGCUGGCGUGGUAACAGAACUGUGUCAUCCCUGCUCCUAGCGGGUGGGCUGUCCAGUGAUUCAAGACCCCAUUAGGAACUUCUUAACUGAACUCAAGGAACAACAGAGCAGGCAAGAUCUGUGCUGGACAGAUCCUUUGGAUUGAGGCUACUGCACACAGGAGUGUGGGUAUUUUCUCUUAUUUCUUACUCCAUUGCAGUUAAUCAAUAACCAAGGACCAUUGCUCAGAGGAACCUGAACAGGCAGGUGAUGCUGGCAGAUUAAAGGAAUACGGCCUUCUGGGAGAAUUCCACAGAGAAUUUUUCCAAGGAAGUCAAAAUUGAGAAAGCUCCUCUGAAGGGAAAGAGAAGACUAGAGAGGCCACUGGAAUGCUCCAAGCAGGAGAAAAUGAGGAGAAAGACGAGAAACUUCAAACAUAAGACAGUUAAAGACAAUAAAGCACUUACAGAUGUGAGUGACCAAGAAUCUGAAAAAGACAGUAGCCAGUGUUGUGACCCUACAACAAACACAAGAGUUCAGGCUGAAAAGAGACAGUAUGUAUGCACGGAGUGUGGGAAAGCCUUUAGUCAGAGUGCAAACCUCACAGUACAUGAGCGAAUCCACACAGGAGAGAAACCCUAUAAGUGUAAGGAAUGUGGAAAAGCCUUCAGUCAUAGUUCCAACCUUGUUGUUCAUCAGAGAAUCCACACUGGACUGAAGCCCUACACAUGCAGUGAAUGUGGGAAGUCUUUCAGUGGUAAGUCACACCUCAUUAGGCACCAGGGAAUCCACAGCGGGGAGAAAACCUAUGAAUGUAAAGAAUGUGGGAAAGCCUUUAGUCGGAGUUCAGGCCUUAUAUCACAUCACAGAGUUCACACUGGGGAGAAGCCCUACACUUGCAUUGAGUGCGGGAAAGCCUUUAGCCGUAGUUCAAACCUUACUCAACAUCAGAGAAUGCACAAAGGAAAAAAAGUUUACAAAUGUAAAGAGUGUGGGAAAACAUGUGGUUCUAAUACAAAGAUUAUGGACCAUCAGAGAAUUCACACUGGAGAGAAGCCCUACGAAUGUGAUGAGUGUGGAAAAGCUUUCAUCUUAAGGAAGACCCUGAAUGAACACCAGAGACUUCAUCGUAGAGAGAAACCUUACAAAUGUAAUGAAUGUGGAAAAGCUUUUACUUCUAAUCGAAACCUCAUUGAUCAUCAGAGAGUUCACACUGGAGAGAAACCCUACAAAUGUAACGAGUGUGGGAAAACCUUCAGACAGACUUCUCAAGUUAUUCUACAUUUGAGAACCCACACUAAGGAGAAACCCUAUAAAUGUACCGAGUGUGGGAAAGCGUAUCGGUAUAGCUCACAGCUUAUUCAACACCAGAGAAAACAUAAUGAGGAGAAAGAAACCUCAUAAAUAACAAAUAUUGUUGGUUAUAUGGCUAACUGCUACACUUCUGAAAAGCAAUUUUUAAGUAUCAUUAACCUUAAUUCUACUUCUAUGAAUCCAUACAUGGAAAAUAAUCAGAAGUAGACAACGAUUAACAAAAGGGAUAUUCAUGCCAGCAUCAUAUAUAUCUAAAAGAAGAAAACUACAUUUUCAACAGAAUGGGGUUUAAGUGAAUGAUGGUCUAUCUAUAUGAUGGUUUUGCAGCCAUCAUACAUUUUAAAAGAAUAUUUAAUGACAUGGAGAAAUGAUCUGAAUAAAAUGGAAUAUAAAAGAAAGAAAAAGCAA
This is a messenger RNA of Microcebus murinus (gray mouse lemur), 1898 nucleotides long. Lineage: Eukaryota; Metazoa; Chordata; Mammalia; Primates; Cheirogaleidae. The record is from RefSeq and is a predicted model, not a curated record.